AAGGGAGACGAAAUACACGUAUACAGUGCUGCUGCUUCCUGUUUUUAUAAAUCGGAGCAUAAUGAAGCGAAUUAAUUUCAAUUGAGCUGGCCAAGCCGUACGUGUAAAGUCGUGCAUCACAGCCUCAAACAUGAACUUCAACAUCCGUGCUGCGACUAGAGAAGACUGUAAAGACAUAUCAAGAAUGAUAUUGGAGUUGGCUUUGUAUGAAAAGAUGACUGAUCAAGUCAAGAUAUCAUGCGAAGAACUUGAGCAUGAUGGUUUCUGCCAGAAUCCCUUAUUUGAAUGCGUUGUCGCCGAGGUACCAGAAGAGAACAAAUCUAGAGAAGGAUUCACCAUCGUCGGAUACGGCCUUUAUUUUUACACAUACAGCACAUGGAAGGGACGGGCGAUGCAUUUGGAGGAUUUGUAUGUGAUGCCUGAAUUCCGAGGAAUUGGCAUCGGAAAAUGUUUAAUGAGCACCGUUGCUAAGGUGGCUAAAGAAAACCAUUGUGCACUCUUGCAAUUGAACGUGUUGGAAUGGAAUACUCCAUCACGAGACUUCUAUGCUACUAGAGGAGGUCAGGAUCUCACUGUGCAGGAAGGCUGGCACUUAAUACGUUUUGAUGGACAAAGCUUGGAUGAUUUGGGAAAUGAUGGCCCAAAGAAUUAGAAGGGAUCCCCCUACCUUGGAUGUGACGCCCAAGUUACAGAAAUGUACCUUUUUGAGUUUUAUUUCAUUUUGGUAAACACAUUUUAAAAUUCUGGAAUAAAUGUUCUCUUCUUUAAACAUG
Molecule: messenger RNA, 773 nt
Organism: Syngnathus acus (greater pipefish)
Lineage: Eukaryota; Metazoa; Chordata; Actinopteri; Syngnathiformes; Syngnathidae
Product: thialysine N-epsilon-acetyltransferase-like
Exons: 6
Coding region: 131-652 (173 amino acids)
Molecular function (GO): N-acetyltransferase activity
Source: RefSeq, a predicted model, not a curated record